Pelodiscus sinensis (Chinese soft-shelled turtle) is the source of this 1367-nucleotide messenger RNA. RefSeq names its product integrin binding sialoprotein (gene IBSP). The record is from RefSeq and is a predicted model, not a curated record. Gene Ontology annotation, cellular component: extracellular region. Gene Ontology annotation, biological process: cell adhesion; bone mineralization; ossification. Lineage: Eukaryota; Metazoa; Chordata; Testudines; Trionychidae.
AAAACAGUGAGCGAGCAGAAGAACUAUUAAAUCUGUGUCCACUGACUUCUUUUAACUAGUCUGUAUGCUUCAGGACUACAAGAAAAUACAACAAUGAGGACGGCAAUUAUCUUUAUCUGCCUUUUAGGAAUAGCCUGUGCUUUCUCAGCAAAAAGCUUCCGCAGAAGAGCAAAAUCAGAUGAUUCAGAAGAAAAUGCGGUUUUCAAGAACAGACACAGAUAUUAUUUUAACAGAUAUGCCUAUGUGUAUCCUCCACAAAGAAGAAUUCAGAACAGUGAUUCAUCAGAAGAAGAUGGGGGGGAUGGUGACAGCUCAGAGGAGGAGGAGGAAGAAGAAGAAGGGCAGGAGCAAUCAAAUAAAGGAAACAACGGAGAGAAUGAAGGUGAAGAAACGACUACAGAGACUCUCACAGGAACGAUGGCUGUAGGCAAGGGUCUUGGUAAAGGAGAAACCAAAAUCCCUAAGGAGCAAGACAGCAAAGGUCCCAAGAAUGCUGGAGAGAGAGAAAACUCUAAAAAGGGGGGCAAAGGUGGGAAGAGUGAAGGCUCAGAAGACGAAGAAGACAGCGACGAGAACAAUGAGGCAGAAAAUGAAGAAGAGGAGGCAGAAAAUGAAAAAGUGGACGAGAAUGGCAAUGGCGGCAAUGGCACCAGCACCAAUAGUACAGACGGAGAGAAUGGGAAUGGCGGCAAUGGAGAUGCUGAGGAAGAGGAGAAGGAAGAAAACGAAGUGACGACCAUCGUUCUCACCACCACGGCAGAUCAGGGGUUAGAUGUCACCACUCCUGCCGAAGAUGUGGGUGUUUAUGACACCACCACCCCGGCGGAUCUAUUAGAUUAUGAAAAUGGAGAGACCACCACCACUGGCUAUGAAAAUGGCUACGAAAGCCCAACAGAUUAUAACGAUGGCAGGGAGAAUGGGUAUCCCCGAGGGGACAAUUACAGAACUUAUGAGGAUGAAUACGGCUACUACAAGGGACAUGGGUAUGAUGUAUACGGCCAUGAUUACUAUUACAAUCAAUGAACAGUAAGACCAUGACUCAUCUUGUAAAUACUAAUACUCUGCAUGACAAUUGUUUUCAAAGUUCUCAGGAAGGUGCAACAAAAUGUAACAUGAUGCCUGUAUAAAGGGGGUUGGGUCCAUCUUUAAUGAGUGGCAUUACUGCUAACUACUAAAAUGUGCUUGUUAUUAAAGACAUGUUUUGGACAUUAUAUAUGCUCUUGGGGUUUGGAGAUUUUUAAUCCUGGUGCUGAGAAAUAUUAUGUGUCUGGUGGGAUUAUCAAAGUUUUGGUGUAUACUAUAUAUUUGCAGUGUAUUUAAUUGUUGUUUAUAUUAAAAUUAAUUUUAAAGCAACCAAAAUAACCAAU